Cinara cedri is the source of this 7332-nucleotide messenger RNA. NCBI's taxonomy places the organism in Eukaryota, Metazoa, Arthropoda, Insecta, Hemiptera, Aphididae. The record is from the annotation of a GenBank genome assembly.
CUUGAAAUAUGUAUUAAUUUGUAACCUAUUUGGACUUAAGGAAAUUAAUAUAUUAAAAGUUAAACUCACAUAUCGUAAUUUUGAAGAAAAAACUGUAAAUACAAAUGUAUUUGGUUAAUUUUCAGUAUUAGAUUCCAAUCAGGGGGUACAAACAUCUGACGGACAGGUUAUGUUCAUAAAAUAUCCCGCCAAAAGACAAAUAAAGAAAAUAAAGAAGCUCUAUAAUCAUUGCCCACUGAUGACUGGUGAGUACCGAGUAUUGAUGGUCAUUGACGGCCAAGUCCAAUUCUGACGCCAAUACAUCCAUUUAGCUGUCGCUGUGUCCGUUUUGUUUUAUUAGUACAGUACACCAGUUUAGUUUUUCAUAUUUCAAUCUGUUGACUUGUUGCCUGUUGGCCUUGGCAGUUUGCAGUUCACAGUUCGCAGCAACGUUGAAUGAAGUUGAUGAAUUAUUUAUAUUAGGCUAAUACUAUAAUAUCGUAAGUAUAACUAAGCCAUGAACAUAUAUCCGGCGGAAAUCGAAUUUAUGGCUGAAAACGAGAUCAUUCAGAUCGUACCUACGUUUAACCAUGCUAGCCAUGUUCACCUGAUAUGCGGAUCAUAUGGUCCGUUUCGAGCUGGUCUGCCGUUGAACGUACCUAUAUGGGUGGCGAUGAACCUACGGCAGAAGAAGACCUGCCGGAUCCUUGCCCCCGACUGGAUGGCGCUAGACAAACUCCAAGAGAGACUCGAAGAAGAAAAGGCAUCCAAGUAUGAUGUGUACAAAUAUUAUACAGCCGUGUAUCAUUUGUUGAGAUUUAUUUUUAUUCUUCAGAUUUUUCACUCAGUUACCGAGCAAUUAUUACCUGGAGAUUACACAAAUGUUAUUGACAGUAGCCAGUGAAGACAUUCCACAAGGAAACGAAAUAAAAACAGCAGUUAAAGUAGGUACUCACCUACCUUAAUAUAUAGGUACUAAAUAUAUUUAUUUUAAAUCUUACCUGUCUAGGUAUAAAAUUAAUUUAGAUUUUAAACUAUGUACUUAUAUAUUUUAUUGCGUGGUUAGUAAUUUGGUAGUAAAACCGCGCUUACGCAGACUAUACGAAAUUUGCUUAGGUUUGGUUUUAUAGUAGAAGCAUUUAUUAAAAAAUUAAUAGAGAAAAAUGUUAUGGAGAGGAAGACUGGGUUUUUUUGAAAAAAAUAAUUUUAAAAUGUUUCAACAAAUUUAAAAAACAUUGAAAGUUGUUAUUUAUAAACUAUACAUUGACUAUUAUAUAUUUGGAGAAAAUAGAAAAAAGUUAACGUCUUGCCCUCUGUAGGGUUGCCACUCUGUCACUUAAUUUUUACAAGUCACUUAAAGUCCCUUGUUUAUCUUAAAAGUUACUUUUUUCAUUUUAAAUUUGUUUGUCAUAAUUUUUUCAAACUAUAAUAAAUUUUACCAAAUAUUUUGAGAUAUAUUGUUAUAUAAAAAGUGAUAUAUUUUUUUUUCUAUAAAGACUGAACUAAAUUAUAUUUUUGUUAUCUAAGUUAAUACAUAUCUUUAAUCUUAAUUGUAACAUUGUUGUUAAUGCUGGUUGGUCAACCAAAUGUAACUUUUUUUUAGGUAUUUUUUGAUAUUUACAUAAUAAAUAUAUUUUUUUAACAUAUUAUGUUACCAAGAAUUAAUAAAAAGUUGUUAUAGAAAUUUGUAUUUUUCAAUCCAUUUUUUUCAAUUUUGUCAAGAUGAAAAAUAAUCAAUUCUUUGAAUUGGUACAUUGUACUUGUAAUAUAAUAAUUAUAAGUAUUUAUCUAUUCUACCUACAUUUAAAAAUGGGUAUGUUUUCAUCUUGCUACAAUUUCAUGAUUAUGUCUAAGGUCGCAUACACAUUGGAAAGUGUUGCGCGGUGAGCGGUGAAGUGUGUAUAUCAAACAGCUAGCAAUGAGCAUUGUCUGCAAUAUUUAGUACAUUUCCAUUCAUCAUUUUGUUGGUUAACAUGACACUGUCCUCAAAAUGCCUAUGUCUUUUAUUAUUACAAAAUCGCUUUUUAAGAAAAUAAAAAUAAAAGGAUUGGAGUUCACGAAAUGAACAAAAAACUUUUCACUAGAUGAAUUUUGUUAUAUUUAAAAUGAACUUAGAAGAGAUGGGUUUCAGAGAUCAAUAGUUCUUUUUGUUUGAUCAAAAAAUUAAUUUUUGAGCUCAUAGUGUGUUUCAAAUUACGUUUAAUAUAUUAGUAACGUUUGAGGACACCACUUACAAUUCAAGACAACUUGAAAAAUAAACAUCACAUUGCACAUUGCUCACCGUGCAACGCUCUCCUAUGUGCACGUGGUCUAAUACAAAUUAUAUAAUGCAUAUUAUGCAAAAUUAUAAUAACAUAUUUAUAAAUUAAGCUAAAUUUUUUAAUUUUAUUGAUGUAUUAAGCAAGUCAAUAUCUACUAUUUUAAGUACAACACAUUGGUGGCAACCCUGUCUCUGGACUAUUGUUCUCUUCUGAUUUUGAGAUGUUUUUACUCUAAAACCAAAAUUAAGUGAGUUCUGUGUAGUUUGCUUAAGCAUGUUUUACUAUAUCAUGCAUUUGUAAGACGGAAAUAACAAAUGUGCGUGUAGUGUCUUCUGAAUAUUAUUAUAUACAGUAUUUUAGAAUAAUAUUAUCAUUUUGGUAUAACUCUGUUAAGGAAUAGGUUAGUAGUUAAAUAAAAAUAUUUCUGAGGACAACGCAAAUUACAGAGAAUAUUAAACAAUAAAAUGAAAUAUUGAAAACCUACUUUGUAGGAAUUAUUAUUAUCAAAUUGGUUAUUUAUUGCAUAUAGCAAUUAAAUUGGUACCUUUUAACUAUAAAUUAAUAUUCGUACAAGUUAAUGACAUUUUUAAAUAGCCUUAAACCGGUUCUAGUCGUAAUAUAAUCAGCCCUCUGAUGACCAUAUAAUAAUUUCCCCCUCUCAUUAGGGAAUUUUGUUUUAUAGACAAUUUAUACUAACUCGAUAAUAGUUUUUAAUAAAAUCAUCUUAAUACUUUCUCUAAAAGUUCUAUUUUGAUUUAUUUAUUUUUUUGAUAAUAUUUUUUGUAAUUUGUGUUUUCUCAAAAAUAUUUUUCCUACUAAUAUUUUUAUUUCCAUGUGAUAUUGUUAUAUAUUAUUCUCAUAUAGUAUAUUUAUUUUGAAUAUUUUCCUGAUUGUGAUUUACGAUAGCCCUCCAAUAUUAUUAGUAUUUUUAUUAUUAUUUUUUUUUUAAUUGGUUACUUAUUUAUAAAUAAACAAGAUUACAGAUUCGCAAGUAUCAUUAUGAUAUUAUUUAUGGAAUAAAAAUAACAGUAAUAUAGAUGUAUAAGUAGGUACCUACAAACUACAGAGUAUUCAAAUAUGAUAUUGCAUUAUGGAUGCAUAUUUUUAACAAUUCUAAUUUUAAUUUACUUAUGCUAUUGUUUUUAAAAUUAAUUAUAAUGAUUCUCAACAUUGAACCUAAUUUGAAUUUCCAAUAAAUUAAAUGAAUAUAUUUCAUCUCCAGGAAUUCGAAUUUACCAUAAUUAAUUAUAAAUUGUUAUUUGUUCUAAUUAUAAAUUUAUUAAUGACAAUGACAAUAAACAUAAUUUUAUAAUUUUAUUAUUAUAGUCUAUUUUAAUAUUUACCUAUAAAUUAUUAAAUUUAUUUAAACCUUAAAGAUUUGCAUUCUGAGUAAUGAGUACUAGUUAAAAUAAUGUUUGGAAGAAAAUUAUAUUAAGCGACUUGAUUUAUCUGUCACAGACUAUUUUGUAAGUAUAAUAAUAAAAGUUUUAACAAUUUUAAACUAAUUCACUAAAUUAUUUCUUUAAAUUAUGACAAGUAAUUUAAGAUUUAUAAUAAAAUAACUUUGUCUAUUUUUCUCAAUAAAAUAUACUAUACUAAUUUUAAUUUUACUCUAAAUUAUACUGCUACACUUAAAACAGUAUAUUAAUUAUUUAUGGCUGUCAAUUUUAAUGUAAAUAUCUUGUAUAUAUUUUCAGGACUUAUGGGAUUUAAGAAUAGCUAAAUUACGAUCCUCUGUAGAUUUAUUCAUCAAAGAAGGUCGUGUCCAAGCUUCAUUGAACCAUUUGACACCAAUGGAGAUCAAUUCUGUUAGGCCAGUAUUUCCAGACACUUUAGAUGCUUUAAUGACACUCCAUGAGGUUGGUUAUUACUUAUUGCAAAUGCAUUUUCAUAUUAUAAGUUUUUUUUUUUAUAAAUAUACUCGUAUCAGGAUUGAGUAAUUACAUUUAUAAAAGGUUUACGAAGGUUUUUAUUUUGAAUGUUAGUAAAAAUAUAUUUCAUACAUUAUAAUAUUACACCUACUCAACCCUGACUUGUAUAUGGAUUAAGAUAAUUUUUAUAAAUUAUUGUAUUUUAUCACAUUGAUUUUGGUUUAACAAAAUCCAAACAUGGUAAGUUUUAAUUUAUCAAUACAUUUAUUAUAAACAUUUUAUUGAACUAUCUGUCUAUAUAUUUACAUAUGUAAAUAUAUAUAUAUAUAUUUUUUUUUUUAUUUAGCAAAUUAAUUCAAAUGACGAUAGAGAUGAUGGCAGCCAAUCAUCGAGUGCAACCCCUGGGUCGGCAUCUUUUUCGUUAUCCAUGUAGUGGAUCGUCUAUUCUUACCUGAAUAUCGGAAUUAUACUGGGAUUAUAAUAUUGUUGUUUUACUUGUUUUGGGAGCGGAAUAAUUUAUUUUCAAUUUUUAACAAUAGUGUAUUAUACUUUGUUGCCAAUCACAGUUAUUAUAAAUAUAUUUUUUUAUUUUGUAUAUAAUAUCAUUACUAGUCUGUGUUAAUUUUUGUCCUUUUAAGCAUAUAUUUUGGCUUUUAGCUGUUUUAACUUUAAUUAAAGACCUGAAUGUAUUGUAAUUGUAAAGUAUUAUUUGGUGCCUACAACUCUCAUAACAUAAACAUUUUAGCGAAACUAAAAAUUCUCUGUUAUUUACAAAACACUGUGUUGUUGGUGAACUAUACGCUCUUUAGAAUAAUCUUGCCCACUUUCAUGCAUGCAACUGAGCCUCCGGCAGCCGUUCAACCCGCUUGGCGAGAGUCAGGUGCACUGUGAUUGGUCGUUAGUUGUUAAAUGCUGCCGUUACCCAUUGCUAUUGACAGCCGUAUACAGAUGAUCAUCAUAAUACAAUCGUAAUAAUUAUUACCUAUAAUGUUAUAAUGUAUAGUUUUUUUUUUCUUUGUUAUGUUUCUUGUACUUUUAUUAUUUUUAAUAUUUUAUUAUUAUUUAAACACAAUGCUUAUAUCAUGUACAAUAAUUAUUAAAACCAAAUAGGUACCAAUACAUGUAAUUAAGUGAAAAUAGUGCAAUAUUAUUGUUCACUACGUAUAUACCUGCGGCACGUCGGCGGCAGCAGUAUGGCUAAUAUCUGCGCCCAUCGUGGCAACAGACAUAUUUGAAUGAGACGAGUUUUCGUCGGUCUAAUGGACAAGAUUAUUCUUAAUAGACUAAAAUUGGCAAACCUGUUUUAAAAUCAUCAUUAUAUUUAUUAUUCUUCGUAGAGAUUCCGGUAUAAUUGUAUAAUGCUAAAUAUCAAUACAUUAUUAAUUAUUGGUUGAGAUUAGAUAAAGAUAUUGUUAGCAUUCCAAUUGUGUAGGGGUAUAAUGGUAUGUAAUAAUUAUAUAAUUAUUAUUGAUUUUAUGGAAAUAAUAACAUUGUACAGAUUUCAUUUGUAUUUUAAAUAAAAAAAAAUAACAAGAUUUGUAGAAAUGAAAGAAGAACUCAAUUUAAAAGUUUAUUUUCAAAACAAUAUACACAUUUUAUUUUAUUUUUUUCGAGCACAAUAUUUAUUUAAUAAUAAUCUAUUUCAAACAUACAACAUAAUUAAAUAUUGUAAUAUUGUUCCAUAGACUAAUUAUUUUGUAAACAUAUUCAGUCAUAUUAUAAAUUAUAAUAUAUAGUUCAACCUCUGGAAAAAUAUCAAUAAAGAAACAAAAAUGUCCAUUAAUAUCAUAUUGAAUAUAAUGACAAUAUAGUUUUGAUUAUUUACUUGCUAUUUUGAAAUUUCCAAAAAUAUACACGUCCAAAAAAAUAAGAAGUACAUAUUAAAAAAAAAUUAUUUAACCGGAAAUUUCAAAAUUGUUCAAACUAUUCUAUUGCUCGUGUAUAGUGAAUUAUAUUUUAUGAAUUAAUUUUAAUGUUCGUUUAGUGUAUAGAAACACAAUAUCAGAAAUCAUCAAUACAAAUUUGUUUUUCAGAUAAGAAAAAAUAGUUUUAAAAAAACUCCACAAAUGAGAAAUUUAAUUAAAGUAAUUUUUAAACGUUGACAAAUAAAUUUUGAAGCGGCUGUAACCACAAGUGGUUAAACAAUAAAUAUGCACACAAAGUCAAAUCACUCUUGAUGAAAAUAAAAUAAAACCUAUCGGAGUCUGACGACAACGGCGUGCGGUUGAUAAGUUAAUAAUUUAAAUUGGGAAUAUGAACUUCGGUCGAUCGGAAAAAGAUAAUGCAAAUAACGUGACAUUUUCCGUUUUAAAGGUACGUAAAAAAUUUUCUUUACUUUGCCUCCUGACUACGGUGAGCCCGGUGGUUUAAACCCUAUUUGUUGGUUCCGCGCGAGAAACUAGAAAACAAAAAAUCUGUUCUCGAAAAAUCGCUUUCUCACCCUAUAAUUAGAUAGGGCGUAUAUAGAUAACCCUGUCACGAUACGAAUACCGAUUUGUUUAGGUUAGGUUAUCGAUUACGUCCGCGGUUGGCUAUUUUUGUUGUCUUUGUAAACGCCUUAACCGCGCGUACCUAUUUCCUUUAAAUAUAUAUAAUAUAUAGAUAGAUAGGUGAAUAAUAUCUAUAUAUACAUAUACAAUACAUACACAUAAUACAUAAUACAAUAAUAUAUCGUUUCAGUCUUGUGGAAGAAUUAACGUGACCACUGCACUAGCGCUAUUGUUCGACGCCCGUGGUCCGGGGGGUGGCGUCGGGCUUUUGGGGACUUGUAUCCGCGACGACAGCGGAGACGGCCACGGCGGCGGCGGCCUGUUGUUCGGAACUGCUCUGCUGCUGCUGCUGUUGCUGUUCUACAUCAGUCGCCGCGUCACUAACCGUGUUUGUCAGCUGUUUGCGUAUGUCGCGUAUGCUCUUCCGGAUGGCCUGCGCGAGCGUCGUCGUGCCCGUGGCCGAGUCUCCGUCGACCGCGACCACCACGGCGCCGUUGUUGUUGGACGACGACGUCUUGUUGCAGUCGCACUCGUCCGGUACCACGGUUAUGGCGCACGUGUCCGUCGCCGUGGGGGUCGUCAGUUGCAGCAGUCUCUGUGGGUCCAACUUUAUGGCGUCGUCGUAACUGGGCGGCGGCACGUCCACCACGGUCGCGUAAUCGGGCGGCUUCUCGUCCAGCCUCACCGGCGGGUCCAACGAUAUAACGUGGAUGUGAUCGAUCGACUCCUGUC